CCCCAUAUGGAACGCCCAGGCUAGGACACGGGUUAACGCCGAAGCCCUGGAACAGCUUAUUGACCGGUACUCCUUGCAUAUUAACAAUACCCCAGGGGAGGCUACCCGCCAUAAACUAACACCAGGCCUCUCUAUAAUCGACCUAGCCCUAAGUUCGCAGGCCCUCGGCCCCCUAGAAGCCUGGGAAAUCGAUACAGAUAAGCCUACAACGUCAGACCACGAGCUUAUUAUUCUGGGCUGGGAGGCCCUGGAGGAGCCACCCCUAGAAGGGGCUUCGGGGGAA
Messenger RNA from Aspergillus sclerotialis, 283 nucleotides. The record is from the annotation of a GenBank genome assembly. Lineage: Eukaryota; Fungi; Ascomycota; Eurotiomycetes; Eurotiales; Aspergillaceae.